Messenger RNA from Clarias gariepinus (North African catfish), 1297 nucleotides. RefSeq names its product ADP ribosylation factor like GTPase 3a (gene arl3a). NCBI's taxonomy places the organism in Eukaryota, Metazoa, Chordata, Actinopteri, Siluriformes, Clariidae. The transcript is spliced from 7 exons. Gene Ontology annotation, cellular component: microtubule cytoskeleton; cytoplasm. The record is from RefSeq and is a predicted model, not a curated record. Bases 1 to 675 code for a protein of 224 amino acids. Gene Ontology annotation, molecular function: GTP binding; GTPase activity. Gene Ontology annotation, biological process: cilium assembly.
AUGCCAGGGACCAGGCGUUUAUCAGACCCGUGUAGUGUGGUGUUUGUGUGGAUUAUCUCUAAACCCGUGACGUCACUACCCUCCCCUAGUAACCCUCCUCGGCGUCUCCGGAGGAAAACCAUCAACAUGGGUUUAUUAUCAAUUCUCCGGAAACUGAAGAGCGCUCCGGACCAGGAGGUGCGCAUUCUGCUCCUGGGACUCGACAAUGGAGGGAAGACAACACUACUCAAACAGUUGGCUUCUGAGGACAUUAGUCACAUCACUCCUACACAGGGCUUCAACAUUAAGAGUGUGCAAUCCCAGGGUUUCAAGCUAAAUGUAUGGGACAUUGGAGGCCAGAGAAAGAUUAGACCAUACUGGAGAAACUACUUUGAAAACACUGAUAUGCUUAUUUAUGUCAUAGACAGUGCGGAUCGGAAAAGGUUUGAAGAAACGGGGCAGGAGCUAGCCGAGUUGUUGGAUGAGGAGAAACUUAGUGGUGUCCCUGUCCUAAUCUUUGCAAAUAAGCAAGACUUGCUCACUGCUGCUCCAGCUUCAGAGAUUGCAGAGGGUCUGAACCUGCACACCAUUCGAGAUCGCAUGUGGCAGAUUCAAUCUUGCUCUGCUCUCACAGGCGAGGGUGUCCAGGAUGGCAUGAAUUGGGUGUGCAAGAACGUCACGGCGAAAAAGAAGUAGGAGUGUUAGUACAUUUUUGAGAUAUCCAGGCACUGCAAGGAAAAACAAACGCUGUGGACUAUGUGGAAUCUUCACCAGCUGGAUCAAGUUUUAGGCGAUUGAUCUCCGUAUUGAUAGCAGCUGAGGAUGCCUAGGACAAGACCUUAAACCCCACCGACUCUAGUAAACCUUCACCACUGUCUCACUGCAAGCUCUGAGCCGCAAACCUCCUGGAUAAUCCGGUCUACUGACACUUUACCGUUUAGUCUCAAUACUAACCAGUGCAUCACUACAUCUAACCAAACACUACAGCUAUUAAAGCCUGACACUCCAAGGUCUUGAUUUAAGCUGAGAUUUUAGUUUUUUCCUAGACACUGUAUGUGUUGCCUAAGCAGAGGCUUGUUACUUCAUGUAAUGCGGAUUGAUGAUGUGCUAUCAAAAAUGUAUGUGCAUGUGUGCACAUGUAAGUGUGCACGUAGAAUGAGCAAAACUAGUUUUACAGAGUGCAAGAAUUUGAUCUGAUCUGAUUUAUACUUAUUUGCUUUGGCAAAGGGCACACAAACUUGAUUUUAUCUAAAACACUGUUUUGUGUUCCUCCAAAUUAUUAUAAAUUUUUUCAAUUAUUUUACUUUGUACUUUUUUU